Adineta ricciae is the source of this 525-nucleotide messenger RNA. Lineage: Eukaryota; Metazoa; Rotifera; Eurotatoria; Adinetida; Adinetidae. The record is from the annotation of a GenBank genome assembly.
AUGAAUAAAAAUCAAGCCACCGGUCAUUCGACUGCUAAACAUGAAACUGAUGAAGAUUUCGAAUGGAUGGUUGAUUCUCCAAAAGAAAAUCCGGUGUUAGCUGAACAACGUCGUGUUCGCGAAAACGAAAUUACCAAAAAGCUCGGCGAGUAUCUAUUGAAAGGUUACUGUAUGUUAGGUGACACUUGUCCUGAAUGCAAUUGCAUUCUUCUGCGUACACCGGAACGUGAAUUACUCUGCGUUGGUUGUAGUGAAAUCGAUGCGAAUAGCAAAAAGAGUGAAAGUGAAGAUGCGACGACAGUAACGACAAGCAAGAAGAAAAAACACUCGAAGAAACAGAAGAAUAAAAAAGAAGCAAAUGAAACCAUCAGCCAUUGCGACCAACUGGAAAGUAAACUUAAAUGGGCGGUCGAUGAACUAACGAAAUCACAAAAUGCAACUCGUAUCAAUGAAAUGUGUUCAGUUAUUCUGAAAUUAACAGAAACAAUCAAAGCUCUGAAAAAACAUGAACAAGAUGAAAACUAA